GUCUCUGCAGUCCAGCUAAGCACAACGCACAGACAGAGGCAGCACACUGUGUUAGAGGGCGCUGGAAGAUGAAGAUGUGGCUGGAAAAUUUGUUUUUGCUAGCUGUUUCUUCCGUGCAACAGGUUCUGUGUCAAUUAAAAGUUUGUUUCUUGUUACAGCAAUGUCGAAAAUAAUUAUUGUACGGGUUUAAUUAAUGGAUCUGCGGUAGUCAACUUUACACGGUAGUGUACUUUAAAUAAUUGUAAAUCGAAGUAAAUCAAAUCGAUUUGAAAUUCAUGCGCACGCAAAGUCCAGAAUCGGACGUCUUUUUAGGUUGUGUUGUACACUACCAGUGAUGGGAAGUAACUAUGUUUACUCAGCCACUGCAUGUCAUUACAAAAUAGUUUGCACUUUGAAUAUUUUCAUUUGAUGCUACUUUAUGCUUCCACUCAUCAGAAUGAAAUCUAACGUUACAAUUUAUUUAUGCUUGGAAAUAUUAGCCUAUACUCUGCUACUUUAUAUCUGAAGUUACCAUACUUAGAAAAAAAGUUUAGAAACAAAAUAUAGUAUUAUUUAUUGAUCAAAAAGCUGUAGCAUUAGGCUAUUACAUGUGAUGUUAGGUUAGUGGGGAGGUGUAUGUCAAUUUUAUCAACAUUAAGUUGCCCUACAGUGUAGUUGAGAGCAUCUUCAUUGAUAGCAACCUGCAGUUCACAUGUAUUUAUUUAUUUAUUUGUCUGAGGUGUUAUUGGUUUGUCUUGACGCCGGUGGACAGCAGCUUGGUGCUUAAAGAGAAGCAGAUCAGUUUGCAGCUCUUGGACUCCUCAGACAACCUCCACGCUCUGACACAACUGGACACUACUCCUACCUUUCGUACCACAUUUUUCAUGUUUUUAUGCGCCCCCUACGUUUUGCAGUCAUGGCGGAUCUCCCGUGAGGACAACAACCUUUUGUAAGAGUUUGCAACGUCGUCGAGCGGAGACCUCGUCUCCGAGGACCCCCUAAAUGCUUUUCAUUGAGAAAAGGCUUCGGACGUUCAGUGUUGGGAAUGUGUACACGCAACAAAUGAUUUGAUUAAGAUGGGUAAUAAGCAAACAAUAUUCACCGACGAACAACUUGAUGCCUACCAGGACUGUACGUUUUUCACUCGCAAAGAAAUUCUGCGGUUGCACGGCAGAUACCAUGAGUUGGCGCCACAUCUUGUACCAAUGGACUACACCAAUGAUCCUGAUUGUAAACUGCCGUUAGCCUUAAUAGUCAACAUGCCAGAGUUGAAGGAAAACCCAUUCCGCAGCAGGAUUGUAGAGUCUUUCUCAGAGGACGGGAUGGGGAAUCUCAGCUUCAAUGAAUUUGUGGACAUGUUCUCAGUCCUCAGUGAAAUGGCUCCAAGGGAACUCAAGGCCAUAUAUGCCUUCAAAAUAUACGAUUUCAAUGUGGAUAAUUACCUGUGCAAAGAGGACCUAGAAAAGACUCUAAAUAAGCUGACGAAGGAGGAGUUGACUCCUGAAGAGGUGGUGCUUGUGUGUGAGAAAGCCAUUGAGGAGGCAGAUUUAGACGGAGACAACAAACUCUCCUUUGCUGACUUUGAAAAUAUGAUAUCUAGGGCUCCGGACUUUUUAAGUACCUUUCAUAUACGAAUCUGAGAGGGCUCCUUGGAAAGUUUCCACAGUCUGCAGUGUGGUGAACCUCAGGACUCUACCUGCACUCUGUCCUGGCCACAGCACAGUGCCUGUCUCCCACUCCCAUCGUCAAAAAAAGUUGUGCAUUAGCCUCUGGCCUCAGUGAAGUCUGCUUAGUUAGAAAGCUAAAUACUCCAUUUACUGAAUUUUUCUUCACUGUAGAUGAAGAUGUAUUUUCCUUUUACAACCUAUAAAAGGGCUUGACCUUGAUCGGUCUCUUUUUGGGAAGAAAUUGCUAUUCUGUCCACAUUUUAAUGUUGAAAAUGAGCAAUGAAACAAAUCUGUAAUGAGCCAGAUGGAUUUCCGCUUAUUAAGCAUUUUAUGCAUUCUUUAAUGUGCUUAUCUACCAUUAUUGCACAUGAGAUACCCAGUCAAGUCUUCCUAAUAUGUUACACAUUUAGUAUUUAUAAGGCUAAGGACAAAGCUUGAAGUAAAAGAAAGCACAGCACUGGCAUUAAGGGCAUACAGAUAUUUUAUAGGAGCUAUGCAAUAUUUGUACAUGCAGUGUAUUGCUUUAAGUCAUUUUAGGUUGUGUGUUUUGCUUGUGGUACUGGAACAUGAUGACAAUCAUAUCUUAACUGUUAUCCAGUUAAACGAAGGGUUCUGUCUUCUGAACUCAUUUUGGUAGCUUCCAUUUUCUGCCUCAGCCAUUAUCAUGAGGUAUUACAUGCAGCCAUCUUUUGGAUACACACGUAACAGUUUUUUAUGUGAAUUCAGGUAUUUGUCUUACUUUGAAUAAAUGUAUUUUUCUGUGU
This is a messenger RNA of Micropterus salmoides (largemouth bass), 2410 nucleotides long. RefSeq names its product calcium and integrin binding family member 2 (gene cib2). The transcript has 6 exons. The record is from RefSeq and is a predicted model, not a curated record. Gene Ontology annotation, molecular function: calcium ion binding. NCBI's taxonomy places the organism in Eukaryota, Metazoa, Chordata, Actinopteri, Centrarchiformes, Centrarchidae. Bases 1056 to 1619 code for a protein of 187 amino acids.